GCUCCCUCUCCUUCCCCGGCCCCAUGGAGGUGCUGCCCGCGGGGAGCCGGAUGCCGGGGACCCCGCAUCUCUCCUCCCCGACAAAGCCCUGAGCCGCUUCGCAGACGCAGCCUUUGUGCACUGGGGCGCUCCCUGAGCCCCCCCCCCACACACACACACAUACACUCUUAUUCUCGAGGAUAAGGGAAAAGAGAGAGAGAUGCUGCCCUCGCCGGAGGAGCCCGGAGAAGCAGUGCCCAGCACCACCUGAUGCCGACAUCCCACAAGACUUGCCGGAAUCCCGCUCCUGCCCCAGCACUCCCAGCCCGCCAUGUGGAGCUGUGACCCCACCGCCCAGCAUUCCCCAAGCCAUUCUUCUCUCCACCCGUCCGUCCGUCCCUCGCCAUGAGCGAUGCUGCACGGUUUCCCUGCGCUGGGGCACGUAGCUGAGGGAUGGCCUCGUUGGAUCUGCCCUACAGGUGUCCGCGGUGCGGGGAGCACAAGCGUUUCCGCAGCCUCUCCUCGCUGCGGGCACACCUGGAGUACAACCACACCUAUGAAACCCUCUACGUCCUCUCCAAGACCAACAGCAUCUGCGAUGCCGCCGUCUUCCCGCUGGCCGCCGACGGGGCCUUGUUGACACCGGCUGCCCGGCGGGAUUACUUUGAGAGCACCUCUUUCCAAGGCAAAGAUCAGCGCUUCUCCUGCGACCUCGUCCCCGCCGAAGAGUUGGAGCCGGCUCCAUCUUCCUCCCCUUCGCCUCGUUAUGUCCAUGAGAUUGAGAUCCCACUGACUGAGAUCUUCACCCGGGGCAAGGCUGUGGCUCCAGCCCCAACGCCGCCAGCCGCUAUGGAUGCAGCCUACGAGGAAGGCUUGGCUCGCUUGAAGAUCCGCGCCUUCGAGAAACUGGAGGUGGACAAGAGGCUGGAGAAGCUGACGGAGGAGGUGGAGCAGAAGAUCGCCUCGCAGGUCGGCCGGCUCCAGGUGGAGUUGGAUCGCAAGAGCUCGGAGCUGGAGAAAGCCAAGCAGGAGAGCUUGAGGCUCAGCCGGGAGAAGCAGGAGCUGGAGGACCGUGCAUCCGAGCUGUCCCGCCAGGUGGAUGUCAGCGUGGAGAUGCUGGCCUCGCUCAAGCAGGACCUGGUGCAGAAGGAGCAGGAGCUCACCCGCAAGCAGCAGGAGGUGCUGCAGAUCGACCAGUUCCUGAAGGAGACGGCCGCCCGCGAGGCCAACGCCAAGGUGCGCCUGCAGCACUUCAUUGAGGAGCUGCUGGAUCGGGCGGACCGGGCUGAGAAGCAGCUUCAGAUCAUCAGCAGCAGCUGUGGAACGACUCCGAACGGCAGUUUGGGACGCUGCGGAACGCCAGGCGCUAAGGCUGCUGGCCGAGCGGUACCCACACGGGCACAGAGAGACCGGCACCCAGGGCUGGGGGCAGCUGUUCAUGGCCCCUAUGCCAUUCCCAACCAGCGCUCCUCUUCCAGCACUGGGGCUUCAAGCCGGGCCAAAGCGGUGUCACAGAGCUCAGGCUGCUACGACAGCGACAGCGCAGAGCCGUGUCCCACCGACGACACCGCCGAUGGACAUCCCUACGCGGCGCGGGACGGCGGUCGGGGCUCAGGGCUGCGGCGUCAAGCCAUCCAAAAUUGGCACCGCAGACCCUACCGCAACAGCACGGAGGGCGAGGAGGGCGAUGUGUCCGACGUGGGAUCCCGCACCACUGAGUCAGAGGCUGAGGGCUGGGAGCCGGAGGUGCCUGGCAUCGCCGCAUCCCGGCCCGCUGGCAGCUGUCGGCUGACGGCCAGGUCCGAGGGGGCUAUGAGCAAGGGGGGCCGGAUGGAGAGGGGCAGCCCGGGUCACUGCAGCGAGGUGAUCAGCCCUGAGAUCCUCAAGAUGCGGGCAGCGCUCUUCUGCAUCUUCACCUACCUGGACACCAAGACCCUGCUGAGGGCGGCUGAGGUGUGCAAGGACUGGAAGUUUGUGGCCCGGCACCCGGCCGUGUGGACGCGGGUGCUGCUGGAGAAUGCCAGGGUCUCCUCCAAGUUCCUGGCCAUGCUGUCCCAGUGGUGCACCCAGAUGCACUCCCUCACACUCCAAAACCUCAAGCCACGCCAGAGGGGGAAGAAGGAGAGCAAGGAGGACUACAUGAAGAGCACGCGGGGCUGCCUGGAAGCCGGCUUGGAGUCCCUGCUGAAGGCGACGGGCAGCAACCUGCUGAUCCUACGCAUCUCACACUGCCCCAACGUGCUGACCGACCGCUCGCUCUGGCUGGCCAGCUGCUACUGCCGGGCCCUGCAGGCUGUCACGUACCGGAGCUCUACAGACCCUGUGGGUCAUGAAGUCAUCUGGGCCCUCGGGGCAGGCUGCAGGGACAUCAUCUCUCUCCAGGUUGCACCUCUGCAUCCCUGCCAGCAGCCAACACGUUUCAGCAACCGCUGCCUUCAGAUGAUUGGGAGGUGCUGGCCACACCUGCGGGCGCUGGGCAUUGGUGGGGCAGGCUGUGGUGUCCAGGGCCUGGCAUCCUUAGCCCGAAACUGCAUGAGGCUGCAGGUCCUGGAGCUGGACCACGUGGCAGAGAUCAACCAAGAGGUUGCGGCAGAGAUGUGUCGAGAGGGGCUGAAGGGCUUGGAGAUGUUGGUGCUGACCUCCACACCCGUCACCCCCAAAGCUCUGCUGCAUUUCAACAGUGUGUGCCGGAACCUGAAGUCCAUCGUCGUACAGGUGGGCAUUGUGGACUACUUCAAGGAGCCCCACAGCCCCGAAGCCAAGAAGAUGUUUGAAGAAAUGGUGAACAAACUCCAGGCCCUGAGGAAAAGACCCGGCUUCUCCAAGAUCUUACACAUCAAGGUGGAAGGAGGCUGCUAGACCUUCAGGGAACCACAAAGCACAUUCCCUCUCUUGCCCUGUGGAGCCAGAGGCCCUGCACAACCAAACCCAUCGCUGCUGCUCCUCCGUUGCCGUUGGAGCUCGGAGAUGCCAGCCCAUGCACAAAACCCCAAACUCUUGCAGGCCUUAGCGAGCAGCCGGCGCUCGCCGCAGGGCCGGCUCAUGGACGUGUCACGGACAAGAAGGUGCUACUCAUGGAAAUUUUCCAGCUGCCCAAAGGGGCAGGUCCAUGCUGUUUCCCAGGAGGGAAGAUGGCUUCGAAGCUCAUGGCUGCUCAUUGCCAAGGAUCCUUUGUUUGGGAAUGCCUUUUUCUUGGAACUCUCUUUUUUGGGGGGCUGUUUGUUGGCAUGGGGGCUGAGGAUGGCCCAGCCCAUCUCAUGGGCUCUUUGCAGAGUGCUGUGCUCAGUGCAUCACCACUGGAGUGUCCUUGUUCAUUCCAUGGGCCGGUGGAUGUGGGGUGGGAAGGGCCACUCCUGCAGGGCUCCCGUUCACUUUCAUUUCAUUUAUUUGAGAGGAGCACCCAAAUGUGGGUAAAUGCUGCCCAGAACCAGCAGCUGUCACAGCACAAGCCCAGAUGGCAGAGCUGCAUCCUGAAGCUGCAGGAGUCAGAAGACGCUGGGAACAAUGGUUGCUCUCCAGAGAUCUCCAUCCUCUCCACUCAACCCUUCUGCCAAGGCAAUAAAUCACCACAUCCCACAUCCUCGUCCACCAGGAAACACGGAUCACUCUCCUGCACCCAUCAACAUCC
Molecule: messenger RNA, 3607 nt
Organism: Tympanuchus pallidicinctus (lesser prairie-chicken)
Lineage: Eukaryota; Metazoa; Chordata; Aves; Galliformes; Phasianidae
Gene: FBXO41
Product: F-box protein 41
Exons: 13
Coding region: 433-2838 (801 amino acids)
Molecular function (GO): protein binding
Source: RefSeq, a predicted model, not a curated record